AUGCCCGUGAGAAUCCGCGGGAGGCGGCGCCGCGGGCAGCCCUACCAGAGGGACGACUUCCUGCCCGUGGUCCUGGACGGCCUCGGGCGCCAGAACGAUGGGCUGGGCGAGGUGCAGCAGCACCGGAACGUCAUCGCGGCCGCGCUCCGCAAGAUGGGGAACCCCGAGGACGGCGACGUCGUCACAGAGCUCUCGUACGACGCCUCGCGGGACUGGGGCGUCUCCAAGCAGACGAUGCAGGUGACGCAGAACCAGGUGGAGACGGAGGUGACGCUGCGCCAGCCGCUGGGCGCGCUGCGGGACGUCUCCUACCAGCUCUACAGGGGCUCGGAGAUCCUGGAGAGCGCCUUCGAGGAGCGCACCGACAGGCUCUGCGUGUUGCGCCAGGUCUCGGAGCUGCUCCAGCUGCCCUUCGAGGAAAUUUACUCGGACUUCGACGCGAUCUGCCCCCAGGGCUGCGCCAAGGAGAUCCGGCAGUUCUGCGAGUGGCGUAAGGCGCCGAUGUUCAUCGUGAACUGCCGAGGGCAGAUGAUCGACUGCUACGAGCCGCCCGUGAAGGAGGAGCGGGCCCUGGCGCUGUGCGUCUACCGCGACCACGCUUACUUCUACAAGAGCGCGCGGGCCGUGGCCUGGUGCGACGGCGAGCCGCGGGACACUCCGAGCUACCGCGGGGAGCGGCGGGCCUUCGGCGAGUGGCGGGAGUGGCAGGGCGCCCUCGAGCCCGGGCACUACUGGGCGAAGGACCUGCGCGUCGCGCGCUCCCGCCUGCUUGCGGAGGGCCACCAGCCCAAGGUGGUCAUGCGCGGGCUCGUGGAGUGGCGCUGCCUGCGCCUCCGCGAUCCCGAGGACGCGGAGGUGCUGGACGCGUGGAUGGGCAAGCUGGGCUUCGUGUACCGCGGGCAGCGGCUCGCCGGGGCGGCCAGCGAGGUCUUCGGCGCGCUGCUGAAGGCGCGCAGGGACCGCGGCGACGUGCAGGGGCUGCUGCGGGAGCAGCGGGGAGCCUGCGCGCUCUGCGCCGCGCCCAUCGACGCGGGCAGCUGCGAGGCCCUGUGCCUGGAGUGCCACCGCGCCAAGACGUUCCUGGAGUGCUCCCACGCCACGAGCCUGGAGAGCCGGCUCUGCCGCCACGUCUUCGAGAGCUACGCCUGCUCCCCGCGGCUGCCGCCGCUCGUGUGCGGGCUGGCGAAGUGUAACCCCGAGAAGGUGUGCCAGGGCGUGGACGUGGUGCGGUGCCGGAAAAACGCCCUGGCCAACGCCCCCUUCCCGCUGCCCGUCUUCUGCCCGCUGGACAGCAUCCGGCAGGCGGAGGAGGGGCAGCUGGCGGACCUCACCUUCGUGCGGAAGCGGGAGGACAAGCGCGAGGGUUUUUUGGCGCGGCUGCCCUACGUCGGCCCGGGCUGGUACGGGAAGCCGGCGGUGGCUUACAUGCUCGACGCGGGCCUCGCGAGAUGGGCGGACUGCGAGUGGUCCCUGCAGGCCACUGCCCACGUGGCGCCCGACUGCCUGGCGCGGGCGCUGGAGGUCAUGGAGGGGGGCUGGCCCGAGGGCGAGGAGCACUUCGCGAAGCUGAGCGUGAACGCGCUCAUCGGGCUGUGGGCGCGCUCCAAGGACGUCUUCUACUCCAUGAGAACGAGCAGCCACGAGGCGGACGGCUGGGGCUCCGAGUUCCUGCAGGUCUUCUUCGACGCCGCGGGCGCCUGCCACUACGACCACGUCUACGCCACGGAGCUCUUCACGAACCGCUCCACUCGCCCGGCGCACGACUUCCUCCGAGUGCCGCCCCGCUACCUCGUGGCGCUGAAGACCGACUGCCUCGUGUACCAGAACCUGCCGAGAAAGUUCCUGCCCGCCGUGGAGGCGCUCACGCGGCACCGGCACCGUGACGGCACGCCGAAGUUUCGGUUCGAGGAGGUGAAGCGAUUGGAGGGAGACUGCCGAGAGCCGCGGCUGGAGACGGAGCCGAGGACCGAGGACCCCGUGGCGCACUGCCUGGACGGGGGCAGCCUGCUGCUCUCCGGCAUGCCGGGCACGGAGAAGACGCACCUGGCGCGGCGGAUCGUGGCGCAGCUCUCGGCGCAGGGCGAGGACGUGACGCUCAUCUCGAAGACGCACUGCAGCAACCAGCGCAGCGACGAGACGAUCUUCCGCUUCCUGCGGUGGCUUCGCGUGGACGAGCCGGAGCAGCCGCCGCUGCGGGAGGCCGUGCAGGCGGUGUGGGAGCUGUUCCCGCGGCGGGGCCACCCCGACACCUGCCUCGUCAUCUCCCACGCCCACCGGAUGGCCAUCAAUGAGCGGGAGAACCGGCGGCUCGCGCCGGAGGGAGCGCUGCUGGUGGAGCACCGGGCGCAGGGGCCCGCGGGCACCAACCAGCCGCAGACGAUGCGUGUGUGGCCGGGACUGAGGCUCGGCUGCUUCGCCGCGGUGCGGGAGGUGGGGGAGCGGAUCUGGCUGGACGACGGGCAGAGCUUCACGCCCGCGGAGCUACUGCGGCACACGCGGCUCUGCCACGCGAUCACAUACGCUUCGUGCCAAGGCCUCACGCUGCCGGGGAGGGUGUGGCUCUGCGACGUCGAGAACCCGCACUUCUCGGUGAAGCACCUGUACGUGGGCGCGUCGCGGGCCACGGGCGCGGAGCUCCUGAGCGAGGGCGUAAAACACGCCACCGCACCGCCGCACCACCGCCGCACCGCCACCGCACCGCACCACCGCCGCACCGCACCGCCGCACCACCGCCGCACCGCCGCCGCUCUCGGCCAGAGUUCCCCAUCUCCCCCGCAUGCACCGCGCCACCGCGCCGCCACCACUCUCGGCCAUGAGUUCCCCAUCUCGCCCGCAUGCCGCGCCACCGCGCCGCCACCGCACCGCGCCACCGCACCGCGCCACCGCACCGCGCCACUGCACCGCGCCACCGCACCGCGCCGCCGCACCGCGCCGCCGCACCGCCGCCGCUCUCGGCAAAAGCCCCCCAUCUCCCCCCAAAUCGAAUUACACCUGAACGACUUUCUCGUUAACAUCGCCGCGCACCGCCGCCGCGCUACAGACUGCAGUCUUCCGGGGUAA
Messenger RNA from Symbiodinium natans, 3060 nucleotides. The record is from the annotation of a GenBank genome assembly. Lineage: Eukaryota; Dinophyceae; Suessiales; Symbiodiniaceae.